This is a messenger RNA of Styela clava, 11241 nucleotides long. NCBI's taxonomy places the organism in Eukaryota, Metazoa, Chordata, Ascidiacea, Stolidobranchia, Styelidae. The record is from RefSeq and is a predicted model, not a curated record.
UUUCAAGCAAGCUUAUUAUUCUCUCGUUUAUUAAUGUUUAGCUGUAAUGACAAUGGAGCGAUUCCGGUCGUUUGCCCAUCUUAGAAGUUCGUCAUUAUUUAUAUUAUUCACUAUUUUAACAUCACGAUGGAUUGGUGUGGAAUGUCUUUCCCCACACUUUUUCUUGUGCAAUUAUCACGGAAAAUUGGAUCCAAUGCCGCACACACACGAUAAAUUACUUUUAUCAGUUGCGUUGGAUGGAAAUCCAACCUCAUAUGAGCCCGGAGAAACAUACCGAGUGAGAGUCACCAGUAGCAAAGAUUUCAAUGGCCUUCUGAUCACUGGGUUAUUUUCAUCUUUACAACACAAAGAGAAGCUAUUACCAUCGUCGUUUGGAAUGACAAGCAUCGGGUUUAGUCACCAUCAUCACGUCUCAUCUGAUUUUAUCUGCGGAUUGUUAUACUCUGAUAUAUCUCCUUACAAAAAGCCAACCAGUGAGGUUACAUUUUCAUGGACUGCACCAGAGGAAGGGACAGGCUGUGUCAGUUUCCUGCUGACGGCUUCUUUGCGAAUGCAAAUUGUCUUCCAGGAUGUUGUUGCUUAUCAAAUAUGCGAAUCUGGCCAAGACGUGAAAAACCUGAGACCAAGUUUAGCGGAUAUCCAUUCUGAUGGAGUGAUUAUUCGAGAUGAUUUUGAUUCCAGUGAAGAUUUGUUUGAUAUUUGGUCCAGAGAAUCACAUGGUGUCGAAAUCAGUAAUGAAUGUGGUGAAAUAACUCAUGGAAAUUCUGCUGUGUUCUGUGGAAGAACUGGAACUCGACAAUUGAUCAGUUCACCACUUAACUUGACAUCUGCUUCUGCGAUACAAUUUACUAUUGGAUCUGGAAAAUGUGAACCAACCAAGACUUUUGUGACUUUAUCUUAUCGUUUUCAUGAUGAUGAAUUCUGGAACUUAAUUAAAGAUAUAACGGUCACUCAGCAAAGUAAGAUUCAUAUAAUCCAUUUACCAAAAGAUAUAAGAACGGAAGACGUUUUGUUACAAUUUUCUCAAGAAGUUGUUGACAAUGGCUGUUGGGCAUUGGACAAUGUAUUAAUUAGCGAAACAAACAAUCGACCAAGUUUAUUUCACGAAAACAUGGAUCCAAGUGACACAAGCAACUGGCUUUUUAUGCCUGGUGCAAAAAUAAAGGGCGAAUGCAUGUCUCAUGGAAAUGCAAUGGUAUUCAAUUCAGAAGUUAAUGAUACAAGUCCAGUAUAUGCUGUUACUAGAGAUCUCGAUUUAUCUGGUGCAUCUAUCGAUGCAGAACCAUUAGAAGAUUCAGAAAUUGAAGGAGGCAGAUCAGAGCGAGGAGCAUGCGGACACUCUCAUGAAAGUUCAACGUUUAUUUUUGAUGGUGCCGGACCUCGUAAAUUUUGCACAACGGCAGCUGAUAAUCUACGACUGAAAACAGCUAUUUCUUUUGUGCUGAGCAUUGGUUCUGGUAAUUGUCAGGCAAGACAUUCCACUGCUGUUGUUGUACUUAGUAGUAGAGUAGGAAAAAGUAAAACUGUUCUUCGUGUGUUUGAUCACGAGACAUACAAAGAACCAAGGAAAACUAUUGUUCAGAUACCAGAGUCUGCUAAAGUUGCUAAUGCUGUUUUAUGCUUAGAACAAGGCCAACACAAUGGCCAUAACACUGACGUUUGGGCAGUCGAUUCUGUUGAACUUAUUGAACGACGAAAUGAAAUUCAUCAUUUCAUGCAAUUUUCUCUCAAUAUGCAAUGCACUGAUAACCAUGUUGAUUCAAGGAUGAAUGUGGAAUAUUCAAAUGAUUUUGGAAGAUCGUGGAGUAUACUUCAGGAAGAAUGUUUGCCUGAAACAUGUCAAGGGAUGCAUUGGCCUUUCAGUUCCAUAUAUAAAUCAGGAGUUCACCAUGGAUGGGUACGAUUGACUUUGCCACUGCCAGAAGCAGCUUUGACAAAACACACAAGAUUUCGAUUUAUUCAAGAUGGAUAUUCAACUGUUGAAGAAAUAAAAUGGGCAAUUGAUAAUAUUUUUAUUGGAAUUGAUGAGCAAUGUCCUAAGAUGUGCAGCGGACAUGGAACAUGUCUACACGAUGGUUGCAGAUGUGAUGUUGGAUUUUUUGGGAUAUCUUGCAAUACUACUUCUGAUGAUUUACCAUCUUCGCUAGCUGCUGAUUUCAACACAAAUAAUUACUUCACCAAUAUGUUUAAAAUGGCAACUGGUUCUGAGAUUGGAUAUGAUUGUGGGCUAUUGGGAACAGGGAAAGCUCUAGUGUUCAAUGGUGAAGGUGACAGGAGAUUAAUCACAAAACCGUACAAUGGAACUAAUUUAAAGUAUCUACAAUUUGCUAUACUAAUGGGACGACACUCAAGUGUUGGUACAUGUCAAUCACCUCAAGUUCCUGGUGAUGGAAUUUUAGUUCAUUAUACAACUAAUCAUGGCGUGACCUGGAAUCUUAUGGAAGUUAUUCCAUUUGAUGCUGAGAGAAAAACCAGGGUUGUAUCAAUACCUCUACCACAUGAAGCAUCUGUUCCUGGGCUUCAAAUUCGUUGGUGGCAACCCAAUGAAAACCGACAAGGAAAAGCAGUCUGGGCAUUAGAUGAUGUUAUUUUAACCAGUGACUUGUACAAAUCUAUCUUUAGUACUGCUGAAAAUUAUCAGAAAAUUUACCAUGCUUCUGUUAGUUUUCAUACUGGGUUACUCACAAACCAAUGCAACGGAACAAACAUACUUCUGUUUUCUCCACAACCGUCUCAGUAUAUUGAUACAUUGAGAUACGCUGAAACACAGACAAUGGAAACAUCGGAAGGUUAUGUUUUAGAAGCCGAUAUUAAUCUUGGAUGUAGUUUGAAUCCAUCAAAUAAUGAUAUACAAGAUCAGAAUCACGAAGUUUUAUUACAAUAUUCCAAAGAUGAAGGAGUUACUUGGCAUCUAGUAUUGGAGGAGAACUUACCAGGUUCAACUAAUGAAGAUAGCUAUCAUUCAGCUUCUGUAUAUCAUAUCAGCGAAUAUAAUACAUGGAGAACAGCUACAGUACCAAUGCCAGAAAAUACAUGGUCAUCAAGUUUACGAUUGCGUGUUGUUCAAAAUGAAAAAUCGAAUUCUGUUUGGGCUUUGAAUCAUGUUUACAUGGGACCUGCUUGUUCGAUGCAUUGUAGAAAUAGAGGAAGAUGCAGGAAUGGAAAAUGCAUAUGUAAUGCUGAUUCUCAAGGACCUUCUUGCUUGUCACGGAGUCAGCUACCUUCAGGAAUAAAUGAAGUGUUCAAUGACGUCCACCGAUUGUAUAAAACUGGAUGGAAUUUACUCGGAGGAUCAGUUGCGUCAAGUGCUGUAGACAAAGCAGGAUGUGGGCCAAUGUCAUCUGGUUUUUAUAUGCAUUUCCACAAGGCUGGAGUAAGAAAAUUGUCAACACCAGAUCUUGAUACAAGUCUUGGGGGACAGAUACAGUUUUACAUCAGAAUUGGUGGAGGGAAUUGUAAAGUUCCAACAGAAAGAGCAAACGGUGUUCUUCUACAAUAUUCAAAUAAUGGAGGAGUGACUUGGCAUCUUCUUGAUGAACUAUACUUUAAUGAGUAUCUAGUUCCGAAAUAUGUUCAUAGAGAUAUUCCUGCAGAAGCCAGAACAAAGCAAACUCGAUUUGAAUGGUGGCAACCUAAGAAUGAAGGAUCUGACCGGGAUGAGUGGUCAAUCACAAAUAUAAUUGUUGGUGAACCAAUGCUUUCUGACGAUGAAUCGAUCCAUGUUGAUCAUUUGAAAAUUAGUAGUAGAAGAUCAAUAGUAGACUACAGAAAAGCUAUGCCUAAAGCAUUCAUACUUUUGUCUAACGAUGGAAAUGAAAAAGAUUUUUGUGAUCCGCGUACCAAUUCUUAUGUGUUCAACAAACUAAAAGGAGACAGAUUUGCAGUUACUGAUGAACUAAUGUUAAGAGAAGGAGAUACAAUUCAAUUUGAAAUCAAUGUCGGAUGCUCAAGAAAUUUUUCUUGGAAUUAUCCAGUAAGAUUAGAAUACAGUCAUGAUGAAGGUUAUUCCUGGGAUCUACUGAAAAGAGCUUGUUACCCUAACGGAAGACCUAGAUCACAGAUGAUGAUAAAAAAUCCAAUCGAUAAAUUUUCUGCUCAUGAUUGCACUGGAGUUGCCAGAGAGCUUACUGAAGCAUCUAUUUAUCACCAAGGGGAAUUUCCCCAAUGGAAAAGAAUUAUUAUCUCAGUUCCUGAGAGAAUUGCUGCAACGUCAGUUCGACUGCGUCUGUGGCAACAUGUUCCUGUCAACUUAACUUCUGAUAAUCUUCCCCCAACUUGGGCUGUCCGAUAUAUUCAUAUAGGUCCGAGUUGCCCGGUACAAUGUUCUGGUCAUGGGACCUGUACAAUAGGAUUCGAUUCUGAACAGAUGUGCAUUUGUGAUCCAGGAUUUAUUGGAGAAAGUUGUAUGUUAAAUACUGCACCAUUGACAUCAUUCUGGGAUCAUUUCACAUCCACAUCAAUACAAAAUAAAUGGUGGAAAAACAUUCUUGGCAGUGGAUGUGAACAUAGAAAGAAAUCUGCAUCAUUAUUAAAAUUAAUGAGCACUUAUUUCAAUGGGGUUGAAGAUGAGAAUAUUUGUGAAAACGUUUUUGAGGGACGAUCAUUAUGUUUUGGAGGAAAAGGAACUAGAAAGGCUGAAACUGUGAGCAUGGAUACAAGAGGAAUUAGAUUGAUUCAGUUUUAUUUGAGAAUAGGAAGUAUUGAUGAUUCAGAAACAUGUCUUGCACCAGAACACAGAGAUGAAGCUGUUUUAUUACAAUAUUCUAAUGAUAAUGGAAUAUCUUGGAAUUUGAUCAAGGAACUCAGUUUCGAUGCCUACAGUUCACGGAGUGAAAAAGUUACUGCUGAUAUUCCGUUCCGAGCUAAGACACUGUCAACAUCAUUCAGAUGGUGGCAACCACUGCGUGAAAAAGAAGAGCACAGAUCACAGUGGGCACUAGAUGAUAUUUUCAUUGGCGUUCCUGAUCUUCUUCCCGAAGGAUUUUCCGACAAUUUCGAAAGUGGUAUUUUAUCUGAUAGAUAUUGGUACAAAAUUAGAGGAGAAAAAAUUGGGAAUUUUAUUCACUGUGAUGGAACUAGUGACAAGGGCAAACAUGCUUUGAUUAUAUCAUCCGCAAGUGGGGUUGUUGAAACAUGGGAUUUUCAUCUUCACUCUGGAAGUUUUCUUCAAUUUGAUUUGAUAAUGAGUUGUCAAGGACAUAACCCAGCAAAUGAUGUUUUGAGCCUGGAAUAUUCAACUAAUAUGGGAUUAUCUUGGCAACUUGUUAUUCCUUCAUGUAUUCCUAGUACAUCUUCUGGAUGUGAUCAUGGAUUUGGAACUUUAUUUUAUGCUGGACUUCAUCAAAAAUGGACUAGACGUACAAUAUCUCUUCCUGAGUCAUUAACAAGCUCACCUAAAAUUCGUUUCCGCUGGAUACAAUAUUAUUUCACGGAAGGUUCAUCAUGUUGGGGAAUAGAUAACGUAUAUCUAGGAAAUGACUGUCCUUGGAUGUGUAAUGGACAUGGCAGAUGUUGGCCUAGUCGAGAAAACACUGAAGCAAGUUGCAUUUGUGAUCCUGGUUACAAUAAACUUCCAUAUUGCCAACUAUCUGUGAGUUUGUCACCUGAACUAAUGGACACAUUUGAUGAACCAUGGACCAGUGAAAACAAGUAUUCUUUGAUAGUUGGUCACGAUUCGGAGUCUACCUCUGAUAUAAUUGUAAAUGAAGAGAACAUUCAGAUGGGUUCUGCAGGAAUCCGUAUGAUAAGUACUACACCUAUGAACACGACUGACACUAAAUAUAUGCAGUUUCAUGUAACAUAUAUUGGAAAAGCAGUAAAUCCUACCAGUACGUUGAUAAUACAAAGUAGCAAAAAUGGGGGAAUAUCCUGGUCAACUAUUCAUAAGUUAUAUGGAAAGAUUGCUGAUGACAAAUCAAGAAACUUUGUUCAUAUUGCUUUGCCUGAUUAUGCUCGACACGAAGCUGUAACUUUCAGAAUUUGGCAAGCCAAUGCAGGAGCUGCAUCUUCGAUAUUUGAAGCAGAUAGAGAUGUUUGGGCAAUAGAUAACUUAUUUAUUGGCGGCCAUGAGUCUGGAUGUGAAGCCCACUUUUUGGAAGAUGGCUUUAACAGGAUUGAGCUCAAUAAAAAUUGGUUGUUAGAAACAAAUGAUACGAUUGUAGAUUUUUGUAAAUCUGAUGCAAAAGCUGCUGCAGUAAACCAUUCUAUUGUUGGCCAACAUUCUGUUACUACAAAAGAUUUGUGUAUUGCAGAAAACUAUGUUUUACAAUUCAAGAUUGCAGUUGGAUGUUCAGCUGCAAGUUCUUCCUUGCAUGGAGUCCAACUUGAAUAUUCAACAGAUCAUGGAAUAACUUGGUCCCUUUUACGAUCAUCUUGUCAUGGGAAUGAACCAUUACUAAGUGGCUGUUCAGACAAAUUCUACCCUUCUUCUAUUUAUUACCCUGGAACUCAUCCAGGAUGGAAAAGAUAUACAAUUCCAUUGAGUAAAGAUUUGUGUGGAUCUGUCAGAUUCCGAUGGUAUCAAGGGUUUUAUGCUGAUGCAUUUGCAGCAGCGAGUGCAGUGACAUGGGGAAUAGAUGAUGUUUAUAUCGGACCUGGAUGUGAUCAAAUGUGCAAUGGACAUGGUGUUUGCACUAAUGAGGGAAAUAAAUGUAUUUGUGAUAGUGGAUUCACAGGACCAACUUGCUGUGAUUUGAAUUUAGCAACACCAACAUAUUUUAUAGAAACUUUUAACAAGCCUGAAUUUCAAAAUGAAAAAUGGAAAACUUUGUCUGGAGGAGAUAUUAUUCAACGCUCAACACAAUGUGAGGAAAAAGAUGAAAUAAGACAAUGGAGCUAUAUUGUUAAUAAACCAGGAGUUCGGAUGCUUGAAACACAAGAUAUUGACAUGAGAAAUGCAGAGUUCAUCCAGUUUUACAUGAUCUUUACUCACGAAUCAAAAGAGGAUACAAUAAAUGGGAGAAAUUCAGAACAAAUAGCGGAAAUUCAUCCAGUAACUGAAUACAUUUAUCUGCAAUACUCAACUGAUGGUGGAAUAACAUGGAUAAAGUUGGAAGGUUUUCCAUUUUUAUCAGCAAAAAUUAAUGAGACUCAAAAUGUUGUCCUAAAAGCACCUGAAGGAGCAAGAUCAAAUGCAACAAGAUUGAGAUGGUGGCAACCUAUGUUGAGUAAUGGAAAUGAAUUUGGUUUUAUAAUUGACAACAUUGUCGUUGGUUACCACCACAGGAAAAUUGAUGAUGAUUUUAGCAGUUACAUUCCUUUCAACUGGAUUGAGAUGUCAGGAUCAGAAAUACAGCCAAGCGUUGGAACCAGUUGCUGUAAAUCAUCUUCUUCUAACAAAACGAAAUGUGAUCUUGUCGAAAUUGGAAGUAGUGGAGCUGAUAGAAGAGAUUGUGAUACAAAUUUCAUUACAACAAAUGGAGUUCUUGUUGGUCAAGGAAGUUUUGUCAGUUUCAAUUUGAAGAUGAAUUGUCCAGUUGCAUCCAAUCACUGUGAAAGUAUUGAGUUGCAGUAUUCAAUAGAUUUAGGUAAAACAUGGCUUCAACUAGUUCCACCAUGUUAUCCAAACAAUGCAGAAUGCACCUAUUUCUACCAAGGAAGUUCCUAUUUUUCUGAUGUUUAUCCAGCUACUGAUAGUGAGGAAAAGAGAAAUAGAAUCAUUGUUCCCAUUCCUGAGCAUGCAUGGUCUCCAUCAACAAGAUUUAGAUGGUUGCAAAGGAUAAAAGCAGAUUCAAAACCAUUGUCAAUCGAUAAUGUGUAUAUAGGAGGAGUUGAAUGUCCAGGAGCUUGCAGUGGACAUGGUCAUUGUCAUCAUUCCAAAUGCAUCUGUGAUAGUGGAUGGACCGGUCAUAUGUGUGAAACUUCUACCAAACAGAUGCCUAAAGAAUUGAAAGAAAUAUUUAUUUCGAAGUCUAAAUUGUCUAUGUUUUCGAAAGUAGUUGGAGCUAAAAUUGAUGAAGUAUGCGGAGAAGUUGGAUAUGAUACUUCACUCCACUUUUUUGGGGGUUGCAGUAGAUUGCUUGAAACAAUACAAUUGAACACAACCAAGGCUGAUUUUGUACAAUUCAUGUAUCGCACUGGUUGUUCAAACAUUCUGCCGAAAGAAAGAAACAAUGGUAUUUUAGUUGAUUACACAACAAAUGGAGGAGCAGUCUGGCACAAUCUUGCAGAACUCUAUUUCAAAAAUCAUAAUAAACCCAGCUUUAUAAACAUUCUGUUACCCGAGGCAGCAAAAGCAGUUGGUACUCAAUUCCGAUGGUGGCAGCCAAAACAUUCUGGUCUCAACCAUGAAGAUUGGUCAAUUGAUAAUCUAUUAAUUGGUGGGAAAAGAGAAGAGGUCAUGCUGAGUGAUGAUUUCAAUGUAGUGGAAAACAUUGGGCCCGCAGGACUGUGGUUUGAUCGAGGUGACAAAGACAUGUGGCAAUUUUAUGAUAACACUCAGCCAAAUAGUUUCUGUGGAAGAGAUAAUGUAAUAUUAGCUGGAACAGUACCAGGUCUGGACACUACAGUUAGUACAAAGGACUUCUUUCCUGAAGAAGGUUUCAUGAUGCAAUAUACAAUUGUGGUUCUGUGUGAAAAUGUACAAAAGAAUCAUCAACCAGUUCACGUUCAAUAUUCGACUGAUUUUGGUGAUACUUGGCAAUACUUAGUUCCACAAUGCAUUCCUUCUGAUCGUGAUUGUUUUGGAAAGAAAAUGGAGCAACCAUCAGCUCAUUUCAUAAGUAAGGAUUGGAGGAGAAAAACUAUAUGGAUACCGUCAUCUUUAUAUGACCAACCUGUCAGAUUCAGAUUUCAUCAAGAGGAAUCUGAUGUAAAAUGGGCACUUGAUCGUCUUUUUAUUGGACCUUCAUGUCCAGAUGCAUGUUCAGGUCAUGGUGAUUGCGUUGGAGUUCCGCAGGAUGAUAUGUUUAAGACUGGAAAAGUUAACUAUGAUCUGAGAAGAUGUUUAUGUGACCUUGGAUAUGAAAGACCCAAUUGUUACCUAAAUAUUGACAGAAACCAUAAAUAUCUGAAAGAUGAUUUCAAUGCUGGAGAUCACAUUGGUAACUGGUUAACAAUCGAACCUCAUAUUAUGGAUACACAUUGUGGAGUGUUAGUUGAUGGAAAAUCUAUGGGAUUCAAAGGUGUUGGACCGCGACAAGCUGAAACUGAAGAUCUUGACUUGAGAGAUGCUACAUUUGUACAACAUAAUGCCAUCAUUGGACAUGGUUCACACACUUGUUUGCCAGCUAAAAGAAGAGAAGAUGGUUUGUUACUGCAAUACUCAACUGAUGGAGGAAUUACAUGGGAAAUGCUACAUGAACUAGAUUACACAUCAUUUUCCAACUCAACUCAUGAAUAUGUUAGUUUGCCUUUAAAUGCCAAGACGAAUGCAACAAGGAUGAGAUGGUGGCAACCAUUUACCAUAAACCAAAUUACAGGUUUAGCAGAAAUGGGUAGAGAACGAGCAGGCUGGGCAAUUGAUAAUGUUUACAUCGGAGGUCAUGAAGUUAAUUCAUAUUCAUUUGAAAAUGGAUUUGAAGUACAUCAUGAUGGACAUGGCAGUCGUGGUUCUCUUGAUGAACAAGAGUUUGAGUUUUAUCCAAAUGGAAGGAUCGGUAUUGGACAAUGUGCUGGUGAUAAUACAAGUCACAUGAUGUGGCAUGGCACUCAUGGAUUAUUCAUGAAACAAAGUUUAACUACCAGGCAGUUAAUUGUUACUCCAGGUCAUCUACUGCAAUUCAAGAUUAAAGUUGGAUGCACUGAUGUCCAUGCAUGCUCACAACAUUUUCCAAUAAAAUUAGAGUAUCGAGAGGACCCAAGUAGUGAGAACUGGAUUCUGGUUAAGCCUGUAUGUUUCCCUUCAAAUAAUCCUUCACCAAGAUGUCCACCAUAUAUAUUCCAUGAUGCUUCAACAUAUACACUGGAAUACAAAAACAUUUGGAAAAGAGUUACAAUUCCACUCAAUCAUAUUUCGUCCGGAACUACCCAAUUCCGUUGGUUUCAAGAUGAUAAUGCAUCUAAGUUACAUUCAUGGGCUAUUGAUGACAUUUACAUUGGAGAAUCUUGUCCUGGUUUUUGUUCAGGCCAUGGAAAAUGCACGAAGUCACAACAAUGCAUUUGUGAUAAUGGAUAUACUGGAAAAGACUGUAGUCGUCCAAAACGUCGUCAUAUUGUUCCAAUAUUUCUUGAUAACUUUGAAGAAGAAUUUAUUAACAAAAAACUAUGGAAAGAUAUAUCUGGAGGAAUGUUAACAGCUGGUGGAUGUGGGCCUUUAAAACCUUAUGGAUUCUCACGAUCCGCAUAUUUCAGUGAUUGUGGAGAAAGGCAAAUUGUGUCAAGAGAGAUGGACCUCACAAGAGCAUGGCAAAUUCAGUAUGUUCUACAGUUUGGUUCUGUGAUUCCAAACAAAGAUUGUAGAGUUGAAGAUAGAGGAUUUUAUGAUGGAACACCGAUGUCAAUGAUAGUUCUGCAAUUCACUACAAACAACGGUGUUACAUGGCACACUCUCAGAGAACAUUCACCAGCUCACUAUGGUAUACCACGUCGCGUGGGACUAAGAUUACCAGCAAUGGCCAAAUCUCAAACAACAAUAUUAAGAUGGUGGCAACCAACCCAUGGAGGGGAAGGUCGUGAUCAGUGGGCGUUAGACAACGUUGAUAUUAAUAUGAAUCGACACCAAAGGCAUCAUCAUUUGAUAGAUUACUGGGCAAUGAGAAAAAAACAAGAAAAUUCAGAAAUCAAUUUUCCAAAUAUCCCAGGAAAAUCAGUAACAACAGACUUGAAAGCAUCACCUGGAGACUUUAAUUCUCACCCAGAUGUGCAGGCUUUAAAAAGUAUUGAAAUACCUUCAUUGGUUUCAGUGCAAGAACGAGUGCCACCAGAUGAUGAAUUACCAUAGUCUUAUAAAUGGCUCAAAAUUAUUAUUCCAAGAAAUAUUACAUUUAUAGCAAAAUUGGAGGCUAUUUAAGCCAAAUAUGUGCGGUCGAACGAACCUGUCAUAAAUUAUUCUGACACCUUUAGGUAUUGUAUUUAACUGUUUACUCAAUUUAUUGUACUCUGAACUCAGUUAUUAUAGUAAUAAUUCAAGCACUCAGUCUUUGUUCAGCCUUGAACUCUUUCUCGGAGGAACAAAAAUAAUCAUAACACCAUAUUCAAGUAACAGAUGUAAAUGUAAUAAAAAUGUACAAACAAGUACCAUUUUACUAAAAAUGCGUUUGUUUACAAAACAAGAAAUAAAAAUAAACAAGCUAUUUUCUCUGA